Copidosoma floridanum is the source of this 981-nucleotide messenger RNA. RefSeq lists its product as uncharacterized. NCBI's taxonomy places the organism in Eukaryota, Metazoa, Arthropoda, Insecta, Hymenoptera, Encyrtidae. Gene Ontology annotation, molecular function: nucleic acid binding; aspartic-type endopeptidase activity. Gene Ontology annotation, biological process: DNA integration; proteolysis. The record is from RefSeq and is a predicted model, not a curated record.
AUGGGCCAACUGCCGACUGCACGAGUCUCCCCGUCUCGUCUGUUCUCGCACACGGGUGUGGACUUCGCUGGACCCGUCCUGUUUUCAAGAGGACGAGGCGCCAAAACAACCAAAGGCUACAUCGCCGUCUUUAUUUGCACUGUCACGUGGGCAGUUCACCUCGAGGGAGCCUCUGACCUUUCAACCCAUGCUUUUCUUGCAGCCUACUCUCGUGUCACUGCACGCCGUGGAGUUUGCGCUGUGCUGUACUCGGACAACACCACGAACUUCAAAGGCGCAGCUUCCGAGCUUCAGCGCAUGCUGGCCAGCUCUUCAUUUGCUCCAAACAUCUCCGAGAAGCUGGCAGCUCAAGGGACGGACUGGUCCUUCAUCCCCCCUCGAGCUCCUUAUUUUGGUGGGCUUUGGAAAGCCGCCUUCCGAAGCGCAAAGUAUCACCUCAAGCGCGUGAUUUGCGAGACCAGGCUCACCUUCGAGGAACUGUCGACGUUGUGCGCCAAAAUUAAGGCCUGCCUUAACUCAAGGCCCCUGUGCGCCUUGAGCAAUGAAGUUACGGGCGAGCUCGCCCUCACUCCGGCACAUUUCCUGGUUGGCUCUGCGCUGCUCUCUCACCCUGAGCCAUAUGACGAAGCGCAGAGGCCAAUGUCACCUUCCAACCGCUGGAAGCUACUUGUCAACCUUCGUAACUCAUUUUGGUCCAGCUGGAGAAAGGAAGUCCUGCAUCAGCAUCUCAAGCGAUGCAAGUGGCAGACUCCUCGAACGAAUUUACAAGAAGGAGACGUCAUUCUCGUGCGUGAUGGACUCGCGCCCCCAGCCACCUGUCCCUUGGGUGUGGUAAUUGCCACGCACGCCAGGGCGGAUAACCUUGUGCGCGUAGCCACGGUGAAGACGGCUGCCUCGACGCUUUCGCGACCGAUUGUGAAGCUUGUUAAACUGUUAACUCAACACGAGCUCGAGAAGUGCUAUUCCGAGCAAUCAAAAUAA